AUAUGAACUAUUUUGCACAAAUUUACAGGGAAGCACCGAAAAUAAAACAACAAACUCAACCAAAGCAAUUUGAAAUUCUCGUGGAUUUCAUGAAGGCGCAUCCCGAUUUAUCGAAAGGAUCACUAAAAACACCAGACGCCAAAAAUACCUCCAAUAAUUUACGGAAAAAUUUAGUUUCCCAUUUAAACGCAGCUGGGCCACCAUUGCGCGACAUUGCGGGGUGGAAAAAGGUUUGGGCAGACUAUAAGAUUCACUUAAAGGCAAAAAUACGACAAAACAAAAAUAAUAUUUCGGGAACUGGAGGUGGUCCCUCACUUUUCAUACCCUUAUCACAGUUAGAGCAACAAGUGAGUGAGUUAUUGUCAAUAGAGGAAUCAAUAAAUAGAAUGAGUGGUACCUUGUCAUUCGGUGCAGCUACAAGCAGCAUGUCGGAGGGAAGCACCGAAAAUAAAACAACAAACUCAACCAAAGCAAUUUGAAAUUCUCGUGGAUUUCAUGAAGGCGCAUCCCGAUUUAUCGAAAGGAUCACUAAAAACACCAGACGCCAAAAAUACCUCCAAUAAUUUACGGAAAAAUUUAGUUUCCCAUUUAAACGCAGCUGGGCCACCAUUGCGCGACAUUGCGGGGUGGAAAAAGGUAAUUCCAAUAAUUGCACAGAUAAAUUAUAAAUGUGAUUAAAUGUAAUCAAUUAAAGGUUUGGGCAGACUAUAAGAUUCACUUAAAGGCAAAAAUGCGACUAAACAAAAAUAAUAUUUCGGGAACUGGAGGUGGUCCCUCACUUUUCAUACCCUUAUCACAGUUAGAGCAACAAGUGAGUGAGUUAUUGUCAAUAGAGGAAUCAAUAAAUAGAAUGAGUGGUACCUUGUCAUUCGGUGCAGCUACAAGCAGCAUGUCGGAGGUAAAUGCAGACCCGAACCAAAUACACAAAACAGAGAACUACCACAAUGUUCCAAAGUGGCAUGCACACCUCACAAAAAACAGCAGACUCCUCUUAAUACACAAGAAAAUGAACUACCACAUUGUUCAAAUGUGACGUACCCACCGCGCAAAAAGCAGCAGACUCUGCUUGAAAAACAAGUCGAAAACCAAAUUAUAUUCCACAAUAACUCGAUUAAAGUGUUAAACCAUAUAAAUUUUAAUA
Bactrocera neohumeralis is the source of this 1141-nucleotide messenger RNA. RefSeq lists its product as uncharacterized. NCBI's taxonomy places the organism in Eukaryota, Metazoa, Arthropoda, Insecta, Diptera, Tephritidae. Gene Ontology annotation, cellular component: nucleus. The transcript is spliced from 3 exons. The coding region runs from base 3 to 479 and encodes 158 amino acids. The record is from RefSeq and is a predicted model, not a curated record.